CUGAGCCGAGUGUUGCUUGCAAGUUGCUUCUCUUCCAGCUUUGCGCCCGAAGUACUGGAUCCAGGGCCACAUUCUUUAACUGUGCUACACGCUUGAACUAUAUAUAGCAGUAGAUAUAUCAGCGCUCGCGGGCCCGAACAUACUUUCGCGGCUUUAGGGCCCCACUUGCUCUAGUUUUGGCUUCCUGGCUGAGGAAUACGUUGCAAGCAUAUUUGCUGGCGAGAUGCGCUUGAUGGCUAGGUUGGAGGAGCGUGCGAACUAAGCGAAUACUGGAUAGUAAGGCUCCAACGGAGGUGCGCGCGGAGGUGCGCGCGAGCGCGGUUGGGCGCCCAGCAGCGUGGCAGCUGUGUAUCUGCGUGGCGUAGUCUGCUCCCGCCUGCACGUUGCAGCGCGCUGAGCACGGUAAAGAGCGGAGAUGGCGAAUGGGCUCGCAAAAUGGCUCGGCGCGGGCUCGCUUCUUGCCGGCCUCAUAGCAGCGCUGACAUCAAGGCUCACGCGGCGGAGACGGCGAAAGCACGCAAUUGCUGAGACAGAGGCAGCAGCUGAGGCGGCGUCAACGUCGGGGGUGCAUGAGCGAUGCAGCGGUGCGGCCUCAGGGUCCCAACCUGGGCCAGUCCCAACCCAAUGGGUCACGUUGGGCGCGCGGGCGUCAUUUGCGCUAGGCGAGGGUGGUGCGCUGGGCGGCGGCAGCGGCAGCGUGAAACGCACCAGCGAUGGACUGUUGGUGGGGCCGGGGCCCGGGCCGGGGUCUGGUCCGGGCGGCUCUACCUCCAGCGGCGUGCUGUCGCGGCUGCUGGUGCUGGGGCGGCCGUCAGAGUCGGUGGAGAGCGCCGUCAGCUUCUCGGGUGACGUGGCGAGCAGUACGAACAACUGCGUGGGGUACGGGGACGAGUACGACAGCUCGGAGGAGCAGGAGCCCGAGUGCAGCGCUGACUCAGCACGAGCGUACGGCAAGAGUGACCGGGCGCGGCUGGUGGACAUGUGGAUUGAGAGCGCGCUGCUGGUGAGCCGCGACGUGCGGCUGGACAAGCGCCACUUCGACCGCACCACGCGGCAGAACCUCAAGAAGAUGAGGCCGGCCAGCGCGCAGGCGGUGUUGUCGGAGCUGGCGGAGCGGUGCUGGGACGGCACGGCGGACAUCGCAAAGGAGGUGCACCGACUGGUAAGCCACGCCAAGGCGCAGGACAAGUUCGCGGUGGGUUCGGCUGUGGGCGCCGCCACGUUGGUGUCUCACAACAGCCGCACCAGCAUCAGCAGCAGCGGAGGCGGAGGCCUGCCCGCGUCGGCGGCGGCGGCAGCAGCGGCGGUGGCGGCGGUGGGCGGCGGCGGGUCGCGGCUUGUGUCGUCAGGUGUAACAAACUGACUCGCGGCUUGGCCUUGCGACCUGUUGGGACCUCAGUGCUCUGUGUUUGCCUCAUCUCAAAGCGGUUGCGGUCGGUUGCCAGCCUUCCAUGUGAAGUGGGUAUUCGCAGCCCGCCGCACGAGGCUGCGCAGCCAGCCGCAGUGCUGCUAGUGAGCGUGGCAGUCCGUUUGGUGCGUGUCCACUCAAGCUUUGUCGCACUCCUGCCCUUGGCUUGAGGGGUCAGAUUCAACAAUUGCCUAUCAGCGCCAACCACUAGGCUGCUGGAAGCCCGCCGCGGCGUGCCUCGGGCGCACAAGCGGUUCAGAACAGGCCCGCGCACACAGGCGAAUCGUGACCUGUCACCUCGCAAUGAAGCGGAAUGCCCGAAUGUGCACAGGGCAUGAGGGCGGGGCCCUCAGGCCGCAGC
Chlamydomonas reinhardtii is the source of this 1769-nucleotide messenger RNA. RefSeq lists its product as uncharacterized. The record is from RefSeq and is a predicted model, not a curated record. The coding region runs from base 416 to 1363 and encodes 315 amino acids. NCBI's taxonomy places the organism in Eukaryota, Viridiplantae, Chlorophyta, Chlorophyceae, Chlamydomonadales, Chlamydomonadaceae. The transcript is spliced from 7 exons.